CACCUCGAGGAUAAACACACCGGUCAUCCCAGCAGAAGAUGGCUCCCAACACCCCCUCGAAACCGAGAGCGCCUCGCCUCACCGCGGAUGAUCAAGUGCAGUUUCUCCUGAGCUGCAUCCGCAACGCCACAGGCGGCGGUAAAAUCGACUUCGCCAACGUCGCCAAAGAGUGUGACAUCGUGAGCAAAGGAGCCGCCGCAAAACGCUACGAGCGUCUCCUGAAAGCAAACAACAUCGCUCCAGCGGGGAGCAGCAGCAAUCUUACCUCGAAACCUACCACCGAUGAGAACAUUGAUGAGGAUGAAGUCGAUGGACUCGAGGCCGCUAGGGCUGGAGGAGGAGCAGGCAAGGGUCGCAAGCGGACUGCGGCUGCUGCCUCUGGUCGAAAGGGGAAGACGAGUGGCCUGCUGGCGCGGAAGAAGACAAAGGGUCAGCUCAUGAAGCAGAUGGCCGUGGCGAGAGCGCAUAGGUUGGUUGGGAUGAGUGAUUCCGAGGAUGACACUGUUAAGCAGGAGGAUGGGGAGGAGGAUAAGGAGGAGGAUGGCAUGGCCAUCAAGAAGGAGGAUGUGGAUGAGGAGGCGAUGCUGAUGGAAGACGAGAAUGGAGAAGGGGAGAUUGGAGCUCGCAGAGAGAUGCUGGGCUUGGGCGAGGCUGGCUUCGACGAUCGUGACCAGGAGGGGACGGUUUAGGGAACAUGAUGUGGUGAAAGCGAUCUGAAGAACUCGGUUGGAGGUUAAGUAUUCGAGGGUUGCAGAGCGUUCGUUCUAUGCCGUCUCCAGGUCUU
Aspergillus japonicus CBS 114.51 is the source of this 784-nucleotide messenger RNA. RefSeq lists its product as uncharacterized. Bases 39 to 689 code for a protein of 216 amino acids. The transcript is spliced from 3 exons. The record is from RefSeq and is a predicted model, not a curated record. NCBI's taxonomy places the organism in Eukaryota, Fungi, Ascomycota, Eurotiomycetes, Eurotiales, Aspergillaceae.